Paramecium pentaurelia is the source of this 485-nucleotide messenger RNA. Lineage: Eukaryota; Ciliophora; Oligohymenophorea; Peniculida; Parameciidae. The record is from the annotation of a GenBank genome assembly.
AUGCAUCAAGAUUUAAAACUGAGAUAAAUUAUAAAGCCAAUAUUUUAAACGAUAUUGAAGAUAUAUAACGGCAGAUAUUAUGAAAAUAUUGAGUUAUACGAAAAUUAAAGGAGUUUUCCUUAAUAAUUGAAUGGCUGUUCCUUACCUAAUGGAAAAAAAAUUAAAAUUAUUAGUGCCGUGCAAAUCUAAAUAUAUAUUAGAAGAUCUUCUGCAAAUGAAGUAUGAUAAAUUUAUUGUAUUUAUAGAGAUCUGAAAAAACAGGGGAUUUAAAAGCUGAUAGAGUAAGGUAUACGGAACCCAGCUUAUUAUAAGUUAUCCAAAGGUUCGAGAAGUAUAUUGAAUUGGUUUUAUGUUUCUGUUUAAUCAGAAAUAUACAAAAUCAUUAAAUAACAGUAGUGUGUUGGAAUAUAUCCUCUUUAAAACCAACCACCUUACAAAUAAUUAAAGAAAAUGAUCCCCACCUAAUUUAUCUUCAAGAAACUUGA